AGUAGUCAUUGUUUUAGACUAGUCUCCUCCCUACCUACUGACUAAUAGCCUAUACUCAUUCCAAAUAUACUCACGGCGACCUAUCUUCCACAUAAAUCCCUUUUUGCCUCGCCUCUGUUCAAGUACUCCACACCCAGGAUACAAUUCCACCACUUGCUCACUCGCCCACUGCCUCACAACCACAAUGGCCGACCCCUCCACUUCACCCCCGCUAACGCGCGCCUCGGUGAUCGAAGCCCACAAGCUCAUCAAGACGUACAUUCACCACACGCCCGUGCUGACCAACGCGUCGUUAACGGAACUAGCAUCAAGACCAAGGGAAGCGGCGAGUUUGGUGGGGACACCCUGGGAGGGGAGAAGACCCGCCCGCCCGGGGAAGUUAAAUCUCUGGUUUAAAUGUGAGAAUUUUCAGAGGGUGGGAGCGUUCAAGGUCCGGGGCGCAUUUCAUGCUAUUGAGAGGUUGAAGAGGGAGACGGGGUGGUUGACAGGGGGCGGAGCGCAGAUGGGGGUUGUUACGCAUAGUAGUGGAAACCAUGCACAAGCCCUCUCUCUGGCGGCUAGAUCAAACGGAAUCCCAGCCUACAUCGUCAUGCCCACCAUCUCCGCACCGUCCAAAAUCGCCGCUACCAAGGGUUACGGCGCCUCCGUCAUCUUCAGCGGCAGCACGUCAGUGGAGCGUGAGGCUGUCGCCGCGAAGGUCAUCGAAGAAACAGGCGCCCGACUCGUCCCGCCCUACGAUCACCCCGACAUCGUGCUCGGACAGGGCACCGUCGGUCUGGAAUUACAGGACGAUGUCGAGGCUCUCAUGGCUGGUGAGGCGGCCGAUAGGGCUACGGGUUCUUCUUCGCCGCCUACAAAGAAGAAAGGGCUAGACGCUAUUCUCGCCCCUUGCGGUGGCGGCGGCUUGCUCUCAGGCGUCGCCCUCUCUUGCGAAGGCACAGAGAUCCGCGUCUUCGGCACCGAGCCGUCGUUCCAAGGUGCCGACGACGCGAAACGGGGGUACGAAUCCGGCACCCGCGUCGAAUCCGUCAGCACACUCACCAUCGCCGACGGUCUGCGCACACCUGUUGGUACAGUGCCCUGGGGGAUAAUCUACGAGCGGAAACUGGUGAGCGGGUUUUACAGCGUGACGGAGACGGAGAUUAAGGAUGCGCUAAGGUUGGUGUUGGAACGGUUCAAGAUUGUGAUUGAGCCCAGCGCCGCGGUGCCGUUGGCGGUUGCGCUGUAUAAUGAGGAGUUUAGGGGGAUGGUGGAACGGGAGGGUGGUGGAGAGGGGUGGGAUGUCGGGAUUGUGUUUAGUGGGGGUAAUGUGAGUUUGGAUGCUUUGGGGAAAUUGUUUGCUGGGGAGAGUUAAGAUGAUGGGGGCGAGUUUGACAGUUUGCUGGUUGGACCUGAGCUAUGCAAAGUAUGUGAGUGACUAUAGAGAGGAUAGAUCUUGGCACCAAAAUAUAUUUAAGCUGUUCUUUUCCAAUACAUGGUAAUGUUCUUGUCAGCAACAAGUCGGCUCAAGUCAGAGCGGCACUUGG
Messenger RNA from Pseudomassariella vexata, 1526 nucleotides. Its product is annotated as tryptophan synthase beta subunit-like PLP-dependent enzyme. Bases 185 to 1354 code for a protein of 389 amino acids. The record is from RefSeq and is a predicted model, not a curated record. Lineage: Eukaryota; Fungi; Ascomycota; Sordariomycetes; Amphisphaeriales; Pseudomassariaceae. Gene Ontology annotation, molecular function: pyridoxal phosphate binding; magnesium ion binding; threonine racemase activity. Gene Ontology annotation, biological process: D-serine biosynthetic process; L-serine metabolic process; pyruvate biosynthetic process. The transcript is spliced from 2 exons.